Molecule: messenger RNA, 698 nt
Organism: Xenia sp. Carnegie-2017
Lineage: Eukaryota; Metazoa; Cnidaria; Anthozoa; Malacalcyonacea; Xeniidae
Product: TNF receptor-associated factor 3-like
Exons: 4
Coding region: 30-377 (115 amino acids)
Biological process (GO): ubiquitin-dependent protein catabolic process; protein polyubiquitination
Molecular function (GO): ubiquitin protein ligase activity
Source: RefSeq, a predicted model, not a curated record
AACAGCGUUAAAUUUUGACUUUGUUAACGAUGCGUGGAAUCAAGAUCCGUGAUGAAGAUCGAGAAAAAAUCCCAGCGAAGUACAUUUGUACUUACUGUCAUCACCUUCUAAUCAAUCCAAUGCAGACCAUGUGUGGACAUUUGUUUUGUAAAUCUUGUAUGGACAUUAUUCUUGGAAAUCCUGAUCCAAAAUGUCCUGAAGAUAAAGAAAAUUUGACCAAGGAAAACGUUUUCCCGGAUGCUUUUACGAAGCGUGAGUUAAAAAAGAUUCAAUUACACUGUCCAUCUGAAGAGUGUAAAUGGUUUGGUACACACGAAGAAUUGGAGGUGAGUUGGGCACUGAAAUUAAUCAAAAAAUUGUGGCAUUUUCACUUAUAAAGGGAUACACCGAAUCUAAGGGAUUAGGUACAACAUCUUCCACAAUUUCGUGCUCGUCUACACCUUUCGUAACGCUUAACAGAGCACGCAAUAUUGACUACGUUUCUUCUUGCUUAUUAAUUAAUGUUUCCAGUUUGGUGAGAACUGAUCUUUGGAAGCCUACAAGAUAGAUAAGAAAAUAAUAGAAUAACUUACGUAUAACCUACGUAAUAUCUUAAAAAUAUAAAACCUUACAACAUGCUAACAAGAAAAUUCAAAUAAAAAUCGCAUCAAAUUGCUAAUUGAAUACGCGUACAUAAUAACAACGCUAUUCAAAAACUA